This is a messenger RNA of Carya illinoinensis, 1567 nucleotides long. RefSeq names its product CSC1-like protein At3g54510. Gene Ontology annotation, cellular component: plasma membrane. The record is from RefSeq and is a predicted model, not a curated record. Gene Ontology annotation, molecular function: calcium-activated cation channel activity. Lineage: Eukaryota; Viridiplantae; Streptophyta; Magnoliopsida; Fagales; Juglandaceae.
AUGGAGGAUCUUAAGGUUUGGCUAUGUUUGGUACUUGUGGAUUCCUUGGUAAGCACAAAAUCACUAGGUAGGAGUCUUGAUAUAUCUUUCUUUCACGACAUUCUCAAUUGGCCUAGUGGGAAGUUGGGAGAACCCCUGGUUGGACACAAGGAGUUACCUGUUGCCUUCGUUAUAUUCAAGUCUCGGUGGGGUGCUGCACUAGCUGCCCAAUCUCAGCAGCACCCGCAUCCACUUCUAUGGAUCACUUCUAGGGAUGUAUCCUGGAGAAAUUUGGUGAUUUCCUAUAGAAUAUUGUGGCUUUACAAAAUCGGGGUUGUUCUUGCAGCAUCACUUCUUACGAUUUUCUUUGCUAUCCCAGUCACUGCUGUUCAAGGAAUUGCCAGAUUUGAGAAACUAAAGAAAUGGUUUCCUCCAGCUAUGGCUGUACAGUUGAUACCAGGCUUAAGCUCUAUCUUCACAGGGUAUCUUUCUAGUGUCAUUCUCAAAGGUUUUAUAUACAUUGUCCCCUUUGCAAUGCUUGGGAUGGCUAAAGCAUCAGGUUGUAUUUCAAAGAGCAAAGAAGAGAUUAAAGCUUGCAACAUGGUUUUCUAUUUUCUUGUGGGAAAUGUUUUCUUUUUGAGCAUGUUGUCAGGGUCCUUACUAGAUGAAAUCGGAGAAUCUUUUACUCACCCCAAGGAUUUUCCUAGUCAUCUGGCUAGUGCUGUCUCUGCUCAAGCAAAUUUCUUCAUGGCAUACAUCUUAACAGAUGGGCUUUCAAGGUUUUCUUUGGAGAUUCUUCAGCCUGGCUUACUCUUUUGGGAUGUUAUAAAAUCGAAAACAUUUGGCCGUAGGAAGAAGAAAAAUCCUUGUCUUUAUUUGCUACCCUACUUUAGGAUUAUUCCUAUGGUCUCGUUGUCAGUACUGAUUGGUACAGUAUAUGCAGUUGUGGCACCAUUGCUGCUCCCAUUUCUUAUUGGCUACUUCUCUCUAGGAUAUGUUGUUUACGUCAACCAGAUUGAAGAUGUAUAUGAAACUGUGUAUGAGACAUGUGGACAAUACUGGCCAUACAUUCAUCUCUAUAUUGUCAUUGCGAUCAUUCUUAUGCAAAUUACUAUGAUUGGUCUUUUUGGACUGAAUUCAAAGCCAGCUCCUUCCAUAUCAACAAUUCCACUUCUCUUGUUCACCCUGAUUAAUGAGUACUGCAAGAAACGAUUUCUUCCCACAUUCCACCACUACCCUGUCCAGAAUGCCGUAGAAAACGAUGAGCUUGAUGUGAAGAGCGGGCAGAUGGAAGUUAACUACGAGGAUGCGAUUAAUGCAUAUUGUUCCCCAUGUUUGCAGCCUGUAAACUUCCAGCUGGAAUCAGAAUCGAGCUCGACACAACCAUUAGUUUCUUCAUUGCCAUCUGAGUCGUUCUAGCUUGUUUAUUUCCGUCUCCAUUCUCCUGAAGUACUACUCGAACAAUUAACUACGCACUCUUUUGACAUAAGAUGUUGAAUCAUUUCGUCAUCAACAAUUUUGUCCAGGAUCCUUAAUUCUCUGUUAUCGAGACCAAUUGAAUAUUAAAUAGUUUAUAUGAUCACAAUAA